This is a messenger RNA of Hippocampus comes (tiger tail seahorse), 3437 nucleotides long. It is a transcript of the gene tbxa2r, whose product is annotated as thromboxane A2 receptor. The record is from RefSeq and is a predicted model, not a curated record. Lineage: Eukaryota; Metazoa; Chordata; Actinopteri; Syngnathiformes; Syngnathidae. Gene Ontology annotation, molecular function: thromboxane receptor activity. Bases 478 to 1581 code for a protein of 367 amino acids. The transcript is spliced from 4 exons. Gene Ontology annotation, cellular component: plasma membrane. Gene Ontology annotation, biological process: positive regulation of blood pressure; adenylate cyclase-activating G protein-coupled receptor signaling pathway; positive regulation of vasoconstriction.
UUGUUUGUAUGAUCACAGUGGUAUCCUUUUAUGGGCAUUCCAGUAAGAGGAUGACGUAUGCUCACCAGUAAAAACGAGACAAAUUCCUUUUCUCCCCGUGGAACAUUUAUAAAUGUCUUAUUUAUGCUUUGAACAUUUCUGUGUAGCUAAAUCUUCCCUUGCAUAGUUUGUGUCUGUUCCCAAAGCCCUUCCCCUUUUGCAAGGAACAAAAGGAAGCAUGACUCAAGGGGGAGAUGAUUAUCUGAGCUGCUGGGAGCUGAGCAGCCGCAACGGAAAGGAGAUGUUGAAGGGUGCACACAUUGAAAGUUGUUCCCUGUCUCCCGUGGCUACUGCGUUAGCUCAAUGAGCAAUGAGAACCAGAUUGAUGGUCUGGAUGGAGAACUCAAAGUCAACUUCUAAGCCCCUCUAAUGGUUGAAGAGCCAUAUUCUUCGUUGUGAUAUUGUUCUUCAACAUUCGACCCACCUCAUCUGGACACCAUGAACACUUCUGCCCAACCACCCUCCAACGACACCCCAAUCUGCUACACCAUUAACAAUCCUCCGUUCACAUUUGUGCCCACCAUCGCCUCAGCCUACUUCUCUUCCAUCUUCAGCGUGCUGGGUAUCACCUCCAAUCUCAUCGCCUUUGUGGUUCUUAUCAAGUCAUUCCAGCGGACUCACAGCAGCUCACGUUCAUCCUUCCUCAUUUUCCUGGGCGGCCUAGUGGUCACUGACUUCAUGGGUCUGCUGGUCACGGGCAGCAUUGUGGUCUCCUUUCACGUGACACACUUCAACUGGCGCAAUUUAGACCCACACUGCCAUUUCUGCAACUUCAUGGGCAUGUCCAUGGUCUUCUACGGACUGUGCCCGUUGCUGCUUGGUGCCGCAAUGGCGUUGGAGCGCUUCAUUGGGAUCACCCGUCCAUUUACACGCAGCACCACCCUGCCCAAGAGGCGAACGGUCUUCAUGUUGUUGCUGGUGUGGUUCACUGCCGGCUGCAUAGCGUUGUUGCCUCUGACAGGAGUCGGGAGCUACCACAUGCAGAUGCCUGGCUCCUGGUGUUUUUUCAACAUUAGCUCAGAGGGCAGCGACCUGACCUUUUCUCUGCUCUUCUCCAUGCUCGGUUUGACAUGCAUCGCUGUGUCCUUUGUGUUGAACACCGUGAGUGUCGUGACGCUGAUCAAGGUGUGCUGUGGGCAGGAUAAGAUGCAACGUCCCCGUGAUCAGGAAGUGGAAAUGAUGGUGCAGCUCAUCCUGAUCAUGGCCAUCGCUUCCAUCUGCUGGUGCCCGAUGCUGGUCUUUAUUGCACAAACUGUGCUGAGUGGACAUCCUCUCCAGGUCAUAUAUCUUUUGCUGUGGCUGCGCUUUGCCUCCUGGAACCAGAUCCUAGACCCAUGGGUGUAUAUCCUGUUUCGCAGGGCGGUUUUACAGAGAGUCUACCCCCGCAUGGACUGGUCCCAGUGGUCUCAAUGGUCCACCUUAAACCAAUCAUUCAGGAGCACCAUUAACAGAUUAACACGUUCUUCUUCGCUUGGAAGGCACCUUAGCUCAGAUGAAAUGGGACAGAAUGAAAAAUUGAAUGAAACACCCCAUACACUGUAGCACUUCUUCUUCCUCUUCGAUGGUUGAGUUCUGGUUUAGAGACCAGAAGAAGCCUGUCCAUAGUAAUGAUCUGUUUUGAAGUCAGUGCUGGUCCUAUUUUGAAUGACACCCUCCUCAAUAUCCCCCUUUUGACUGCUGCACCACCACCGACACACACACACACACACACACACACACACACACACACACACACACACACACUAUGAUGUAAAAAACUGGAGUGGACAAUAUAUAUUAUUUAAAAUGUCAUGGAUUAUAAUCAGGAAGAAUACUGCAACAGCAAGGAAUCUAGAUUUAGUGAAACAGAGAAAAACACAUUUUGCAAUUUAUAAAUGAAAAUAAAACUUAGGGGUACUCUAUUGUAAUAACUUUUCCUUUGUCUCGCAGUGUGUUUGCUGGUCUUUCAUAUUCACUAUUAGACUGUCAAAUUAGAUCAGAAGAGCCUUCUGGCCUUCCUGGAUGAAAAAUCGCCUAUGAUGGCUCUCUUCAAUUAAUGCCUCAGAUCUUGAAAUCAGUUCAAGGUUAGAAUUAAUUAUUGAUUUGCAGUAUGUAAUUAGCAAGAGGCUAAUAAGAGGCACACUCUGCUAAUAUUGUAAAUGUAACUUGAGAGGAUAUGAACAACAUUGAGUUGGAUCCCUCACUCCCCAAAAAGGCAACAUAUUAUAUAGUCAAUAGAAUGAAGCUGUUCUUUGCAAGUUUCUUCUCUUUCAAAAUGUUGCACCUGAAUGACAUUGAACCAUUUCUUCUCCAUUUUUACGAGAAUAACAAGUAUAACUUCCAUUCCCCAUUAUUCCACAAGGCUUUCCCAACCCAGUAUCAGUUCUGCAGAGGGUGUCUGCACAUUACACAGUUACGGUAUUCACAGACAUUUCAAUAAGAGUAAAGUAUGUAUACAUUUCUUUUUACGUGGACAAAAAUAGUCAUUAGAAACAUAACAAAACAAUCACUGGCAACGCAAUGUAAAUACAGAAUACUAUAAUAUAUUGCAAUUAAAUAUAAAGCAAUGCUUAUAAAGCAAAGCUGAUUUUUCCAAUCACAUCAUUUGCAACUCGGGGCACAGGCCUCAGCGGCCUCGCAGAGGCGAAAAAAAGCAAGAAGAGUCGGUAAGAACCCAGUUAGAAUAAAAGCAGACGGACACCACUAAAGAAAAUGCUCCACAUGUAGCCCAGUGUGAUAAGUAUUGUAAGUCAGUUCCCCACAAUGCGGAAUUGUCAGGCAACCUCUUGAUCAAAAACAUGAACCAAUAUUCUGCUGUGGUUAGCUGCAACACAUACACCCUUUGAACUUUGGACAAGUGGGACUUUAUGCUUUGCAAAGGCACACGUUCACAUUUUAUACAUUUGGGGAUGAUCAAGUUUCUGUUUUCAAAUGCAUGAAUGCACGACUGUCAGUUAAACAGUACUGUAUAUGCAUUGGUUGGAAAGAAAAUUCCAAAUUGUGCUACUGAAGAGAGCACUUUGAAAUGAGUAUUUAAUGAAUAAAUAGUAAUGCUGUACAUGCCUGUGGAAAAAAAUGUGGUACAUCUUUAUUAAAUGUGGGAUACUUAGGCUACUAUAUUUGCAUGAACACUCAGAUAACAACUAACAUAUGACAAUAUGACCCAGUGGAAGAUAUAAAUGCAAAUAUUUUCCGACAUAUUUUCCAGGAGCAGAUUAUAAGACAUUUAAGCACCAUGAAACUACGCAUGCUAGUUUUGUCCAAAGUCCUGCUUAUGGUCUUAAAUGUGCCACUGGGAACUGUGGUAUUCUGUCUUUUAUUUCUACUUUCCAAGAUGUUUGUACUUUGUAUGUUUUGAGAAAUUGUGAGUGGAAUUGCUGCCUUUUAAACUCUAUGCAAAAUAAAAGAUCAAUGUAUUG